AUGCUGCCGCCCGAUGGGCGGCGCGCGGCGCGCGACCAGCUGGUUGAGGCGCUGCGGCCCACGCAGGGCAUGCUGGCCCAGAUCUCAUCGGAUCCAGUGCUGGCGGCCGGCUUUGAGGACCCUGAGGUCAUGGCGGCGGUGGCCGAGGUGGCGGCCGACCCCGCCGCGCUAGCAAAGCACCGUGGCAACGCCAAAGUGAUGCGGUUCUAUGCAGCAAUGGGCGGCUUGGUGGGCGGCAGGCUGGAGGAGAUAGGCAACAGCGACGGCGGCAGCGGCAAGGGCGGGGGCAGCGGGGGCCAUCCGGACAAGGCCGGCGGGCGGCAGGUGGAGGCGGCAGUGGUGCCUCUGGCACGUGUCGCGGCGGCGGGUGGGCAGCACCACCAGCAUCAGCAGCAGCGCAUGGAGGUGCGUUGGCGGGAAUGA
Molecule: messenger RNA, 423 nt
Organism: Monoraphidium neglectum
Lineage: Eukaryota; Viridiplantae; Chlorophyta; Chlorophyceae; Sphaeropleales; Selenastraceae
Exons: 1
Coding region: 1-423 (140 amino acids)
Source: RefSeq, a predicted model, not a curated record